Triplophysa rosa is the source of this 6556-nucleotide messenger RNA. It is a transcript of the gene gas2l1, whose product is annotated as growth arrest-specific 2 like 1. Gene Ontology annotation, biological process: regulation of microtubule polymerization or depolymerization; actin crosslink formation; microtubule bundle formation. Lineage: Eukaryota; Metazoa; Chordata; Actinopteri; Cypriniformes; Nemacheilidae. Bases 711 to 3911 code for a protein of 1066 amino acids. Gene Ontology annotation, cellular component: microtubule plus-end; stress fiber; actin filament. The record is from RefSeq and is a predicted model, not a curated record. The transcript is spliced from 5 exons. Gene Ontology annotation, molecular function: actin filament binding; cytoskeletal adaptor activity; microtubule binding.
GCAACGCUCGUUUGUAUUUCGCUCAACUGACGGUUGCCUUAUUUGGAUAUCUGAUGCAAAUAUAAACGUUUGCUCGUUGGUACACAAGGCUCAAUGUGCAAUUUAACUCAAAUGGAUGCGUAGGGAUAAAGUUGCCGCUGAGCCUCUAAUGAGAUGAAUAACUGCAUGUAUAAGCCACUGCAGCUCGACGCGUUGGGCAGGAGGCGGCGCACAGGACGGAUCAUGUCCAAAUGACGAACGUUAUUUUUAAAGCGCCCCAGAAGACAAAAUCGCCGACUGUCUGCCGAACCGAUUCGGCCAUGCGUCCACUUUCGGCACGUAAUUGGUGCGAACGAAUGAGUAAACGAGGCGUUGCGGAGAUUUGUUAACCAAUACGGAUCCGACAUACGCUUCGUUUAGGAUAAUGUCUCGUCGCGCUGUCUCAUGAUUUUCAUAGCUCUGUUUCUUUCUGCUCUUCCAUGGGGAAUGAGUAAUCGCUAUGUGCUCAUUGAAAGAGGCGGGUAUCUAACAGACAUCCGGAAUCCAUCGCGGAAUCCCACAGCUGCAUCAUCGCGAAUGAGAGCCUGCGCAGGGCGCUGUAGGAUUUUACACCGCAGGUCGUGAUGUGAUGGCCGCACUGCUAUUUUGCCAUCCUCGGCGCGGUUUAUGGGGAUUUCUGUGUGAGACGAUCUGAUAUUUCGUGCCUUUACUGAUACACGUUUUUUGGUAAUAUGGCUGAACAGAGCAACAUCCAGUCGGCCGCUUCCAAAAGCAUCAGGCCGUUCAAAUCCAGCGAGGAAUACCUGUAUGCUAUGAAGGAGGAUUUGGCCGAAUGGCUGAACGCGCUGUACGAUCUGGACAUCACGGCGGACACUUUUAUGGAGGGUCUCGAGACCGGUUGCGCGCUCUGCCGGCACGCCAACAACGUGAACCGGCGCGCCCAGGAAUUCAAGGAGAACUAUCCGGACGCGGCGCGGUCGUUGCGGAUUCCCAGCAAGGAUGUGGUGUUCCAGUCCAGGAACGUCAUACCCGGGUCCUUUUUGGCCAGAGACAACGUGUCCAACUUCAUCGCCUGGUGCAGGCUGGAGCUUUGGAUCAAAGAUGUCCUCAUGUUCGAGACCAACGACUUGGUGGAGAGGUGCAACGAGAAGAACUUCGUGCUCUGUCUGCUGGAAGUGGCGCGCCGGGGGGCCAAAUUCGGCAUGCUGGCACCCAUGUUGAUUCAACUUGAGGAGGAGAUCGAGGAGGAGAUACGGGACCAGGAGAACCUGCCGGAGUCGCUGGGGGAGUCGAGCCCGCCGAACAGGACGUUUAGUCGGAAGGAGAGCAUUGGCGAGCCCGAUCCAGAGCUGGUGGCCCGCUGGCAACAGCAGCAAAAGAGGGUUCUGCUGGAUAUGCGCAACUUGGACGAGCUGGUGCGGGAGAUUCUGGGCCAGUGCUCCUGUCCAUCACAAUUCCCCAUGACCAAAGUCUCUGAAGGGAAGUACAAAGUGGGCGACUCCAGUGCACUCAUCUUCAUCAGGGUGUUACGGACUCAUGUGAUGGUACGUGUGGGUGGAGGUUGGGACACGCUUGAGCAUUACCUCGAUAAACAUGAUCCUUGCCGCUGCGCUGCUUUCUCCCACAGGUAUCAGCAGGCAAAAGCGUGCGGCCAGGGUCCUCACAGCAAGAGCUCCAGCGCUCACUCCUCACGCUCCACAAGCCCAGGACCUCACUGGCGCAAUGAGGGCAUAGCACCCUACAAAACCGCUGACAGACGCUCCUUGGAUCCUGCCUUGGGCUCUACGGCACACUCCUCGCCAUCACGGCCUGGCAGGUCGCAUCAUGCAGUCGUACCUGUGGAAAUGGACACGGGGCGACCCACAGCGCUGCUGCCUCGACCCCCGCGAGACAGAUCAGAACCACGUCACUUUAAUCCUCUCAGGAAUAAGGACUCCCUUCUUCAGAUUACUCGCAGGCUUUCUGGAGAUAGCGACUCCUCUACAGCCUCCUCCAAAGGUGGAGGAGGUAGCACAGGAGGAGGUCGCUUCUCUCUGGGUACACGGCAGGCUCACAGAGAGGAGGUGGUGCUGCUGGUGAACCGCAAGGAAGGGAAGCAUGUUAUUGAGCGUCCUGCACCAGGGACGCAGAUCGCAGCUGUGAGAAUGGCUCAGACCCGCGCCCGCAGUACUUCCAGAGAGCGUCCUGCACCUCAGGCAGGCUCCUUACUGAAACCUAGUCCACCCCAGGCCUCAGCCGAGGUACACCGUACACCCCGCACGCCUGAGAGAGGCAGAUCCUUGGGACCCGAGGGUCCAAGGAGGCUCCAGGCUCCACGCUCCCUCAGCCAGGGCAAGACACCCAGAAACCGUCUGGGUGAGUCGAGUCCUGGAUCAUCUCCUCGUCACAGAGACCCUCAGCCUCUCUCCAUGGAUCGGAGAGAGGAACUGAGGCCCAAGCACGUGCCCCCAGCAUCUUCAAGAAUGAGUGGAAGCUUGCCCAGAAGACAGGCAUCCGCCUCCGCAUCUAACUCACCUGUGAAAGGAAGUGUAAGCGGAAGUCCUGGAAAGAAGGUGAUGGUAAUGCCAAAACCCCCUGCUCCUCGCUCACCUUCCUCCGGAAGUCGCAAACUGCUUCCCUCUGUCUCACAGGCAGGGCGGCGCUCUCCACAUUCUUCCCCACGAUCGAAUCUUCACCAUACACCACGUUCCCCUCGAAACAUGCACAAUUCGCGAUCCACAGGAAGAGAACAAAAAGCAUGGGUAAAUCCCCACCACCAACAGCAGGAGAGCCAGGGUGAUGGCGGCAUUUUGAGUUUGCACCUUCUGCCAAGUCUGGACCCUCAACGGGAGCAAGACCUGUAUCGCAGCUUUGAGGCUGAGUUUCUGGCCAAUACGCAGCAAUCCAGGGCAGGGCAGAGCAAAUCAUCCAGUGCUGGAAGGGAAAUCGGGUCUGUUCCGCUUCCCGUUGCCCAACAGGGUGUAGGGUUGCUUCCGAUAUCCACAGGUGACGCUAAUGUUACAGACUCAGCCUAUUCUUCAUCGAACUCUUCAACAUCUUCUCUCAACGUUGGAGGCAAGGUAGGAGUGCUUCCUGAUUUACGAGAGUCUAAACGGACUAACCCACGGGCCUGUGCACUUGAGGAUCCUCCCACCCUCCUCCACAAUCAGAUUCGGGGAGGCUUUCCCAAUGGUGGGCUCUUGGAGGGAGAGAGAUGGGCCGGACGAGGUGGAGCUCUUCGCAAGCUUCCCGCCAUCAUCAGCUCCGUAGAGGAAGGAGAUCUCCCGCAGUCUGUGUGCCACCCCAAAAAUCUCACUGGGAGUUUACCAAUGGACAGCCAGCAGGACCUGGUGGACUGGGCUGGUGUGGAUGGAGACGUCCCACAAACCGAACAUCAUCCCGAUCUACCAUAUGACCAUAGCGCAGACCCAAAUGGUGACCUACCAGAGUCAUUUCCCUCUCCUCCACCACCUCCGGAUGACUGUUCCUACCAAGAUUCCUCUAGUGAGAGCUCUUCCAUGUGUUUCAGCCUGAGUGAAUCUCCAUCUGAGGGAUCGUGCACACCUCCUUUACCCUUGCCUAAUGGAGAUGCCGAUGGUGCGGUGGUUCUUCGAGCCAAACGGAGUCAAAAGAAGGCGGAGAGGGUGCCUUCUAUCUACAAGCUCAAGCUACGUCCACGGAUAAGACCUCGAACUGACAACAGACCCGAGAACAGCCCGUCGCGCAUUCCUACACCUGUGCAAUACAGAAAUCAUUAUCAGUCUCCUUCCAAUUCGUCUCCCCUCCAGACUCCACCACAGUCCCCACGUUCAAACAGUCACCAACCUUCACACAAAGCUCUGCACCAGGCGUUUGCAGACCUUAUUCAACCCCAGCAGCGAUCUCCAGCUAUGGGCUCUAGAGAGUGUGCUUACUCUUCAGAGACCAGCCUUGACCAGGAGGCCUGGAUGUGAAGUGUGGUGAUGUGAAUAAUGAUGAACACAGGCAACUGACAUUUACAGCUUUAAAGUCGGAUUGAAGAGGAGUGUUUGAAACACAAAGCACAUUUAUAAUGACUAGAAGACAAUGCACAUCUGAUUGUGGUUAACAUGUAGCAGGAUGCUGGAAUCUUAACCGUCGUUUCACUGGAGACAUAGUUUGUCCGCAAAGUGGAACAUUACAAACAUAAUUUUUUGACCGUUUUGUCUCCUCUCCCUCACCAACACAACAUGCACUACGUGUAAUUUCUUUUAUCGAAUCCUCAUUUUUGCUUCUUUACUUUUUUAUUUUGAAAAGAAAAUUACUGCAUUUCCUAGCAAAGGAAGUUUUGUGGUUUGAGUGUAUAGGUUUUAUUCAAAGCAGCGCUGUUGGUUCUGGGCUGUUAUGUUCUCAUUUCUAAAUUGGUUCCACAACAACACAUUGUAACUGGUAUUGUUUAGUUUUCUUAAAAUGGUGAUAAAGUGUUAAUCUUUUAUUCAGGGAACCGUAAUUUACAGAUUACUCGGUAUUCUGGUGAAAAUAAGAGCAAGCUCUAGACUGAGAUGGAGUGCUGAAAACAUAAAAUACAAUUUUAAAUAAGGUAAAUAAGAUUUUUUUUAUUUAGCCCAUGCUAAAUAGGACAUCAUAUCAACACCCCCUCUUCUGUUGUUUCUAUUGAUCCUAAUUGGAUGACAGGGCAUAAUUCGUAAUAUUAUAUAGACUUGCUUAAUUUGCAAAAAAAUAGGGCACCCAUGUUAAUAUUUUGUAAUAUGUACAAACUGAAAUGGUUAAUGUAUAGGUUCAUAUGUAAUAUAUGCUAAUUUGGUUAAAUGUGUGUUAAAUGUACAUAUAAUAAUUGAAUUUAAGGCUGGUGGAUUAAAUGUAUGCUGUUUAUUUGAGUGUGAUAAUUCUGCUUUAGCUAUGCAAUGUUGCUAUUGAAUGUUGCCUUGACAAAUCUUCUUGCCUUAAAGUAAGGAUGAGAAGUUGUGUUUGAGGGGUCCUGUAUGUGUGUUUAUCUGGGUGGGCAAAAGUCUGUGAAUGUUUAAGAUGUUGAUGGACCCUCUGUUAUAGCCCAUUGUUAACUGUGAGACAGCCAAUCAUAGAUAGUUAAGGUAACAGAUUUAUGCUUUAUCAGCAUUUCUCUGUAAGUCUCUUGAUUGAAUCAGAAAGAUCUCUUGAUUUAUGUGGAGGUGAGAAAUGAAGGAUUCUUUGUUUUAUGAUUGCUCAUAUCAGUAAGGUGUUUUAAGUGGAAAUCACUACAGACUGUGUAUAGAAAUGGAAAUCAUCCUAAAUAAGCCUGAGUCACUUUUAUUGUAAAUUUCAUAUGGAGUCCAAAACUGUACAAUGACUGUUACUCUUGCCACUGUCAGUUUCUAUUAAAGCUCUGUGGCGCCACCAAGUGGUCGAACGAAUUCCACACAUUACACAACCAUAGCUGUGAAUGUGCUGAAAACGUAAUUUCCUUUGAGUGAACUCUGUUACUUGACUGUUAAUUUAUAUAUUGAUGAGGAUGACAGUAUAAAUGUAUCAUUGAGUGGGUGAUUUUAUGAUUUGUUUGUUUUAAGUUACUUAAAUCCUAUUUAAUUACACUACAACAUACUGUUUCAGAGUGGAUUGUUUGGACCUUGGUAAAUGAUUGUGAAGUGUUUUAUAAAGGGAAUAUGUUUUAUGCUUUUGAAUAAAUGGAUAAUUUGUUUGGUAAGUUCUCUUUUAAAGGCUGUACACAGCUGUGUAUUCAUGAGCGCAAGUGUUUUAUUGAAAGAUGGUCUGAUGUUUGCUCUCUCACUUUUUUGCCCUAUUGAAAGAGGUGUUUUUUUGGGUUUGGAUUUCAGUGUUCUGUUUGCCUAAUGGACUGCAACUAGGAUUAUAACGAUUAGUAUGACCAUGCAUACUCCACCUACUGUAUAAAACCUGCAAUACAGUGCAUCACAGCACAUAGCUUCUGCUGUGGCACUUUAGGACAAUGUUAAAUUUCACACCUUGGAACGAGGAUUGGGGAGCUUUCUGCAGUCUUUCAGAUUAUAUCAAUGGUUGCUGUGCCUAUGUUACACUGUAGUCAGGCAAACACAUACUGUAUACACACUACAUAGCCAUUUAGUUCAUCUUUCCAGUAUAAUCAUUCGCCUGUACAGUUGACUCCUUUUGAUCGUCAUUUGUGUUUUCUCUUGUUUUUCAACGAAAACAAUUUCUUCUCUGCGAUGACAUUCAUUGUGGGUUUGUAAAUCACAUUUACAAAGUUUGAAAUAAUUUAUUGCAUGGAUGGGUUUUGUUGAUCUGUAUUCAUUCUUGACAACAGAACGACAAGCGUGUAGAUUCACAUGAUUUUUUACUUGAGCAAAACCUGAAAUCUGAUUUUCAUUGUGCAGAUGUGAUCUACAAAAAUGCAUGUUGAAUCUCUGUCAUGGCUGGUAUGCAAAGACUGUGGAUUGAUCUAAAUGUUUAUGGAAUCACUUUAAUUUCUACUAUUCGCAUAUUUGAUUGAUUAUUUCUAUUUGUUCAAUGUUGACGAUGAAAUGUAAGGUCUUGACAUUGUGGAAUUUGUCUGUGUUGAAUAGCAAUAUUGCAAGACCAACAUUCCACUGUUCCCUGGCAACCAAUUGUUGUUAAUUUAAUUCUUGUAAUAAAAUUUUUUGGGAUGAAA